AAAUCUUUGAUGCACGUGCAAAUUCUUUAAAAUUACUGAUAAAAGGGAGCAGCUUCUGAGGGCGAUGUCAUCCCUUUGGGAACUAUCGUUUCUCAAUUCUUGUUGCACCCGGAAAGAAUAAGAUAACGCACCAUGGAUUCAAGUGUAGGAGACAACGCGAAAGCUGUCAGAAAGAGUAAAGUGGAGAAGAAAAUACUCAGAAAACAAUUAAAAGCCAGUCACACUUUACUGAAGCAUGAAGGCAUCAGUACGGCAGCGCUGCCUACAAAGAGUUUGGUGGUGGCUAACGGUGGCCUGGGGAACGGCGUCAGUCGAGAGGAGCUUUCUGGAGCGCUGAAAGAAGUGGGAGAGGUGGAGGCCUUGGUCAUGCCUCCUUACAAGCCCCACGCCUUUGUCACAUACAGAUCUGAGGAGAGUGCUCAGAAAGCUUACAUCAAUCUUAAUGGACAGACGCUGCAAUGUGAAGAGAACAGCGUCACACUGUACCUAUGUUAUGUUGACUCAGUUGCCCAUGAGGAGGAGGCGUCUGUCCCUUUACCAGAUGGAUUAGUCUUAGUGGAGGAUUUUGUUUCUCCAGAAGAAGAAGCUCUGCUGCUCGCUGCUGUAGACUGGUCGUCCACUAAUGAUGGUGUCACUGCUCAGAAAGCUCUAAAGCAUAGAAGAGUCAAACAUUAUGGCUUUGAAUUUCGCUAUGACAACAACAACGUGGAUAUGGACAAGCCAUUACCUGCAGGUCUUCCUAAGGAGUGCGUACCUGUGCUGGAUCGCUGCAAGAAGAACGGAUACAUCAGCUUCAUGCCAGACCAGCUGACUGUAAACCAGUAUGAGUCUGGACAAGGGAUACCUCCUCAUGUGGAUACUCACUCUGCCUUUGAGGACACCAUCCUGUCACUGAGCCUGGGGGCAAAGAUAGUGAUGGAGUUCCGUCACCCUGAUGGUCGCGUUGUUGCUGUGGUGUUGCCAGGACGGAGUCUCUUGGUGAUGAAGGGAGAGAGCAGAUACCUCUGGACUCAUGGAAUUACCCCGCGAAAGUUUGACAUGAUGCCAGCCUGCAACCCACGGUUCUCUGCUCAAAUGCCCGACAGAACACACAGCGAUCUCACUUUGUGCAAGAGAGGCACCCGCACGUCUUUCACUUUCCGCAAGAUCAGACAUGAACCCUGCCACUGUGCUUUCCCCUCUGCCUGUGACAGUCAGGGAGCUCCCUCAGCACCCUCACCACCUCCCCCCACACUGCCCUGUUGCCAUGCCGAUGCAGCCUGUCUGGAGGAAGAGUACGUGCACCGAGUGUACGACGCCAUCGCCUCCCACUUUAGCAGCACUCGACACUCCCCUUGGCCUCGUGUUUGCCAUUUCCUGUCCUCGUUCCCACCUGGCAUCGUGCUGGCUGAUGUGGGUUGUGGGAAUGGGAAAUACCUGGGUGUGAAUCCGGAGAUGAUUGCGGUUGGAUGUGAUCGUAGCAGCGCCCUCGUCCAAAUCUGUGCAGAGAGAGGUUUCCAUGCGUUUGUAUCUGAUGCUCUCAGCGUGCCUCUGCGAACAGCCUCCUGUGAUGCCUGCAUCUCUAUAGCAGUCAUUCACCAUUUUUCCACACAGGAGCGUCGACUGGCAGCAGUAAAAGAACUGGUGAGGCUUUUGAAGCCUGGAGGUCGAGCACUUAUAUACGUUUGGGCUUUCGAACAAGAACACAACAAGCAGAAGUCCAAAUACCUCAAAGACCAAAACAAAGAGCAUCAUGGGAAGCACAGCCCAUCUAAAAACAUAUCAGAAGAUGGUCAGGAACCUCAUGAGAGAAUCCAUACCAGUGGAGAUUUAGAAGACAACCUUAGGCCUGUUGACACCAAUCGAGAUGUCAGCAAAGUGACUGAUGGCAAGCUUAGCGUGCACACCAACCGUACAGCCUUUAACACUCAGGAUGUUUUGGUUCCCUGGCAUCUGAAAGGGGGGAAAAAACAAGGGGAGGAACAAACAGGAAAUGGCUCAAAAAAGGAAAACAUAAAGGAAAAGUCCAAAAAGAGUUCAAGUAACUCUUGUUCAGUCUUUACAACUGACCCCAACUUAUCUUCUGGAUCAAGACCUGACGCCACUCAUAACGCAACUUCUAAAUCUAGUGCAAGUGGCAGCACUCCAAACCCCGCUUCCACUUUAAAGUCAGAGUCGGAGAGCAGCCCAGCACCUGUUUUUCAUCGUUAUUACCAUGUGUUCCAACAGGGGGAGCUGGAGCAGCUGUGUGGGCAGGUGGCUGGAGUCAAAGUGCAAAGCAGCUACCAUGACCAGGGCAACUGGUGUGUUAUAUUAGAGAAGGACUGAGGGGCAUUAGUUGACUGGCACAGACAUUUUUUUUUUAACAAUGCAAAAGACUAACUGGAAAGAUGCAUACAUAUGGUUAAAGUGCAAUGAAAUAAAUUAAAGAUUGUGCAAAAUGUC
Molecule: messenger RNA, 2424 nt
Organism: Mugil cephalus (flathead mullet)
Lineage: Eukaryota; Metazoa; Chordata; Actinopteri; Mugiliformes; Mugilidae
Gene: alkbh8
Product: alkB homolog 8, tRNA methyltransferase
Exons: 12
Coding region: 133-2307 (724 amino acids)
Biological process (GO): tRNA wobble uridine modification
Cellular component (GO): nucleus; cytoplasm
Molecular function (GO): 2-oxoglutarate-dependent dioxygenase activity; S-adenosylmethionine-dependent methyltransferase activity; tRNA binding
Source: RefSeq, a predicted model, not a curated record